Molecule: messenger RNA, 3301 nt
Organism: Lacerta agilis (Sand lizard)
Lineage: Eukaryota; Metazoa; Chordata; Lepidosauria; Squamata; Lacertidae
Gene: PLEKHM3
Product: pleckstrin homology domain containing M3
Exons: 7
Coding region: 321-2576 (751 amino acids)
Source: RefSeq, a predicted model, not a curated record
UUUGUAACAUGUUUUACAGGGAAAUCCAGAUUCUGCGGACUUCUACUGCACACCCAAUAACCUCCCAUCCUACCUUACCAUUUAGACUGGUAAGUCAGAGGGCAAGUUAUUCUUCAGUAGCACGUUUACAAAGGGAAGUCAAGCCAAACAUCUGAAGGCCAAUGCCAAUUGCAACCCUAAUCAUUUUGCUCCCAUCACCACCUUGUUCAAGCAGUGUCAGAAUCUUUCCAGAGGCACCUUCCUCUUCUGCGCCUGGAAUUUUAAUGUUUUGGUUUUUUUGACAAAAUUCCCCCAAAGUUUCUGGUCUGGCUGCCAAUAAAAUGGAGGCAUUAGAGGUCGAUGACAUCAGCCCGGCCUUGGAAGUGACGGAAGAUUUCUUUAGCACCUUUGAUGCUAAACGAGAGAAUGUGCAGCCGCCAGAGGUUUAUGGGAUCCAGGAGGUUCCUGAGCUGGUUGGCCACGAGGUGUUUAAUAGGAUUGCAGCCUGCGGAGACCUGAGGAACAUCACUUUGGGGAAGACCAACCUCGUUUGGGAGCACUGCAAAAACGGACUCUUGGAAACCAAAGUGCAGACUGCGAUUCCUGCCAAAGAACAGUUUGGAGUACAAAGGGGAAUGGUUCCAGACAACCUCUCUUGGGUGGAACGGGGGGAGGCCUCGGCUUUUAACAUCUGCCAGAGGAGGCGGGGUCGGCCCCGUUCUGUGAACGAUAUCAUAGUGCAGAGCGAAGAAACGGUCACUUUCAAGCCAGGCCACAACCGGUCACGCUCAGACGUCAGCCACAUAGACUGGGGUGUCAUCUUAGCUGACGCCUCUUCACAGCAGCCGUCUAAUCAAGACAAUCGCUGUCCUAAACUUUCAUUUGCACCAACUGGAUUCGAAAAGGGAGAGGACCUUCAAGGGAACUCUGAACACAAGCCAACGUUCUCAAAUAUCCUGAAGAAAGGAUACUUGGAAAUUAAGAACAACCAUGACAGCUAUUGGCAGACAUGCUGCGCGGAACUCACUCCAUACAAACUGUACCUGUAUUGGCUUGACAACAGUGGGAACCAGAACCUUCCUACUGUCUACCUGCUUUUGCAUUUCCAAAGCAUCAAUGUGGAAACGAAUGUGGUUGAUGCAGUGCUGUUCAAUAACUCGCACCUGCAGCUUAAGGCAGAGUCUCCAUGGGAGGCAUUGGACUGGGGGCAGAAACUUUGGGAAGCUGUUCAUUCCUCAGUGCCAUCUUUCAUGAGGCCCCAGGGAGAUCUGGGGCGCUCGCAGAAGUUAGACAACGAUGAGAGCAGCAUCAUCCAAAAUCGUGGUUUACAGAAGGAACCUACCCAAUUUUUCCAGUCCGCAUCGUUGACCCAAAACAUCAAGGACUACCAAAACAUUCUCAAAUCAGGGACUCUCUACAGACUGACGCUCCAGAAUAACUGGAAAGCAUUCCAUUUCGUACUCAGCCGGUCUCUCCUCAUGGCGUUUCAGACCGGUGGGCUCGACGAAGACCCUCUGUUGAGCUACAACAUUGACGUGUGCCUGUCUGUCCAGACUGAUGUUCUGGAUGAUUGUGACUCUUGCUUUCAGGUUAUCUUUCCUCAAGAUGUGCUUCGUCUGCGGGCAGAAACCCGUCAAAGAGCUCAGGAAUGGAUGGAGGCCUUGAAGUCUGCCGCCAAUGCAACCAGGAGCUUGGGUCAGAAUCUGCAAGUGACGCUCAGAAACAAAACCCAAGGCCUGUCGUGCGGAAAAGAGCAUAGGAAGGUCAAACGCCAGUCGGUAACCACCAGCUUUCUGAGCAUCUUGACCACCUUGUCGUUGGAAAGAGGACUGACUGCCCAGAGUUUCAAGUGUGCAGGUUGUCAGCGGUCCAUAGGCCUCUCCAAUGGCAAAGCCAAGGUGUGCAGUUACAGUGGUUGGUACUACUGCAGCAUCUGUCAUGUGGACGACAGCUUUCUGAUUCCUGCUCGGCUGGUUCAUAACUGGGACACUUCAAAAUACAAGGUAUCAAAGCAAGCCAAAGAGUUCCUGGAAUAUGUGUAUGAAGAGCCCCUGAUUGACAUCCAGCAGGAAAACCCGAUGCUGUAUAGACACGUUGAGCCACUGACAACGGUGGUCCGUCUGAGACAGCAGCUGAAAUCCCUCCGAGCCUAUUUGUUCAGCUGCAGAGCAGCAGUGGCCGAAGACCUGCGAAGGAGAAUUUUCCCCAGAGAGUAUCUUCUUCAGCAGAUCCACCUGUAUUCCCUGGCAGACCUACAGCAGGUUAUCGAAGGGAAGCUGGCCCCUUUCCUUGGGAAGGUAAUCAAAUUUGCCACUUCCCAUGUGUACAACUGCAGCCUUUGUAGUCAAAAGGGAUUCAUGUGUGAGAUCUGUAACAACGGCGAGAUCCUGUACCCCUUUGAGGACAUUUCUACAAGCAGAUGUGACAGCUGUGGUGCCGUCUUCCAUUCAGAGUGCAAGGUGAAGUCGGUGCCAUGCCCCAGGUGUGUGCGGAGGGAGCUUCAGAUGAAGCAGAAGUCAUUCUGGAGAAGACUCAACGUGGAUGAAAGCCUGGAAGAGGCCUGCAACAUGUUUGAACUGUCCUAUCAGAACACUUGACUCAAAAGAAGAAGCUGGCAACCUGCAGAGAUCCCUUUCCUGCUGUAGAAUGAAUGCUUACAAGGCAACGUUCCACUGCCAGGCAGAAUCCUUUCCUGCAAAAAGAUUGGCUGAUAUUCACCUUUUUGGUUAUUGAAUAGCAAGGGUCAAUGUUACUAAGAAGAUUGAAGGCAGAACGCAUUCAUGAAGUCUAGGUCUACCAGGUGGUCUAAAGCCAAAUGUAGUUUACUUGAAAUAUUUCCUAUUCUCUUUGCAUUUAUUGUUAGAAAUAGAAAUAUUGUGUGCAUUAUUUAUUAUUAUGUUUCCAAGUGAACUAUUUUGCAGAAAUAGCAAAGGUGGCGCUGGAACUUAAAGGCCCCAGAGUACUUUGCACAGGGGGCCUAUGAGAUGUAUUUGUGGGGUCUUUUGCAGCUUAGAAGGAUGUUUUAGUAAACCAUCCUUAAGACUACAUUCCUCUCCCACCUCUCAAAAAGUAAACUCAAUUAUAGAUCCACAUCUAGAUGACUAUAGAAUAGCAAUCCUUGUACGCUAUAUGAACCAAGUGCUAAAUGCUGUUUAGUUCUUGCAUUGCUGUUCUUGACUACUGGAACAGCAGCUCGUGGUUGUAGAACACCUGCACAACAUUCCAAUCUCUUACUAAGUCAACAAUGCAAAUCCCUGUGAUUUUUCUCACAUGUAGCAUGAUUAAACACCAAAAUGCAUCUCUUUUGAUGUUAAACAAUGUA